Papilio machaon (common yellow swallowtail) is the source of this 2037-nucleotide messenger RNA. RefSeq names its product tudor and KH domain-containing protein homolog (gene papi). NCBI's taxonomy places the organism in Eukaryota, Metazoa, Arthropoda, Insecta, Lepidoptera, Papilionidae. The coding region runs from base 177 to 1967 and encodes 596 amino acids. Gene Ontology annotation, molecular function: RNA binding. The transcript is spliced from 13 exons. Gene Ontology annotation, biological process: spermatogenesis. The record is from RefSeq and is a predicted model, not a curated record.
UCAAAUAAAUAUCCGUUUUUGAGAGCGCGUUUGUAUAAUUUUCCAAUACGAACUAUUCGAUACGACACACGAGUUAUUUGUUUUGAUACGAUAGCUAUUAAUAACGCGGUAGUUGCAUUGUGAAUAAUUUAGUUAAUAAUUGUUUACGAUAACUUUUAUGUGAAAAAUAAAGUAAAAUGCCUCUAAAUACAAAACUGUUGUUGCCCGCUGCAUUGGGACUGUCCAUCGUCACAGUGACUGCUUUCGUGGCUUAUUACAUAUUUAAAAAGGAAGAAGAAGAAACAAGUGAAAAGACGGUGAAAGCACCAAAAUUAAACACAAUUGAAGUGUCUGUACCAAAAAGCAUUGUUCCUGCAUUAAUUGGUCGAAAUGGCUCUAAUAUAAAGGAUAUAGAGAGUAAAUCAGGUGCAAUGAUCCAUUUCAAGAAGUUCAGUGACAAGGAGUAUGAUGUAUGCAUCAUCAGGGGUCGGGGUCAAGCCACGCAGAUAGCGGAGACAAUUAUACAAGACUUCAUAAAACAACAGCCAGUUAUUGAGACAGAUACAAUGUUGGUGCCGGGAUGGGCUUGUGGCAGGAUUAUAGGCACCGGAGGUGAGAAUAUAAACAACAUAAGUCACAGAAGCGGCGCCCGAGUGAAGAUCGAAGGUUCACCAUCUGCAGAGAGCAGCACCCAGCGGCAGAUCUCUUUCCGCGGUACAAAAGAGCAGAUCCAGGUUGCCAAGGAUCUGAUAGAGAACUGUGUUGCGCAGGAGAAAUGCCGUCGCGAAAUAGAACAAUCAAAGAGGACACCUCGGGUCACUAUUCCACCACCAUCGGAACCUCAACCUCAGGAGUCCCCAGGUAGACCGGCCCUCAGACAUGCAAAGUGUAAGCCUGAGGCGAGCAGUUCCUCAAUCGAGGUGUAUGUGUCAGCGGUAUCUUCUCCGUCGAGGUUCUGGGUGCAGUUCGUGGGUCCGCAGGUGGCACAGCUGGACAAUCUCGUCGCACAUAUGACAGAAUAUUACUCUAAUAAGGAGAAUAGAGCUGCACAUGCGCUGCAGACAGUAAGUGUGGGGCAAGUGGUGGCGGCGGUGUUUCGUCAUGACGGGCGCUGGUACCGCGCUCGAGUUCACGACAUACGACCCAAUGAGUUCGACGCUACUCAUCAGGUGGCGGAUGUGUUCUUCUUAGAUUACGGCGACAGUGAAUACGUCGCUACACAUGAGCUCUGUGAACUUCGCGCUGAUUUACUUCGGCUCAGGUUUCAGGCAAUGGAGUGUUUCCUAGCUGGUGUGAAGCCUGCAGGUGGCGCUGAGCGCUGGAAUUCGCAAGCUAUCGAACGAUUUGAAGAAUUAACACAGGUGGCCCGUUGGAAGCCUCUACUGUCCAAGACGUGUACGUACAAGAAGUCAGUCGCUAUGGUGGGAGAUAAAGAGAAGGAGAUACCCGGAAUCAAAUUGUUUGAUGUCACUGAAGAAGGCACUGUGGAGGUGGGCGAAGCGCUGGUGGAGGAGGGGUGGGCGGAGCGCAGCGCUUCGCCCCGCCCCUCGCCGCCCCCCGCACGCGCCACACCCAACACCCCCUUCGGAGACCUCGGCAACUCCAGAGUGCUGGGCAUGUUGCCGAGUACCCGCUCUUCCUCCUUGCCCAAAGACCACAAGGAUGAUCGCAGCGAGGAUCAAACGCCGGAACUAGUCAAAGAUCUAACACCGAUAUCGCCGUCGAAAUCUCUAUCGUCAGGUUUAGAGACGUCUGACAAAUUAAAAUCUAUAUCCAAUUUUGAUUUAUCAUAUUCCGAAUUCGGUAAACCUUCACAAAAUGGUUCCGAUGAAGAUUUUAUUAAUAAAGAAAGAAGUAACAUGGAAUCAGACAUUUCAUCAGUUCCCAGCACACCGUCGUUGAAGACGAGAGAUGAAUUCAAAGCGAAUAUGAACAGAAUCGACUCUCAUCAUAAUAAUUUGGAGGCGUUAGGUCGGUCGCAACAUUAAUUAUGUUGUCUAAUGCGUUUUCAUUGUAGCAAUAUACAAAAAACAUAUAACUCAGUUGACAUAUGUAUUU